Molecule: messenger RNA, 2910 nt
Organism: Oncorhynchus gorbuscha (pink salmon)
Lineage: Eukaryota; Metazoa; Chordata; Actinopteri; Salmoniformes; Salmonidae
Gene: stx12
Product: syntaxin 12
Exons: 10
Coding region: 700-1506 (268 amino acids)
Biological process (GO): intracellular protein transport; vesicle fusion; vesicle-mediated transport
Cellular component (GO): endomembrane system; synaptic vesicle; SNARE complex
Molecular function (GO): SNAP receptor activity; SNARE binding
Source: RefSeq, a predicted model, not a curated record
AUAAAUUAAACAUUUAAAGUCUCAUAGACUGGGGAGAGUUUAGCCAGCACAACGUUAUGGAACGCUGCGGAUAGAAAUGUCAUGACUAAGAGUGGACAUGAUUCCUUAUUCUACAUGUCAGAGGCGUGAUGGUUGUAUUUUUCUAUCUGCGUGUUCUCUAACGGCGUGUACUGCUAAAUGUGCCCCAGUCUCUGUUGAGCAAAGUGAGAGCGCUGGUUUCAUCAGCAGAAAACCACGAGUCACAAGAUUUCCCAGUGACUGAAAGGGAGGGACGGGAUGCCCAUUGAAUGAAUCCCACGCUGGACAGGAUUUGAGCUAUUAUUUUUGCAUGACUAAGCCUACUCUUGAGUUUGUUUAGUUUCUGAAUAGCAUUUUGUAGGUAAUCGUCUUCUGCCCCCGAUUGAAAGUUGUAAAAACGCGUCAACACUAUUUUUUUGACAAUAUGUACGUUAAUGUUUUAUUAAUUUUUUAUUACUCUUAUGUAUUACUGUUGGCGCCACCCAAAGGUUUAUUUUAUGUACGCAAUGACGUCAUUUGACCGUUUUGGGAGGCUAGCUUCUUGACGGUGGAACAAAGUGAAAGCACAGCGGAUGUUUUAUGUGCAACAGCCUACUAAAACAAAGUUUUCCCAAUACACCUGCCACGCAACCACCCAACAGUCUUCACCGUGAGACUUAAGAGCACGCCACACAGGCAGCAAUGUCUUAUAGUAAAGCAGACAGCUAUCGCACCCAGCCACGGGACUCCAAUACCCUCAUCCAGACAUGCAGCUCAAACAUCCAGAAGAUCACACAGAACACUGCUCAGAUAAAGAGCAUGGUGAAUCAGCUGGGGACGAGACAAGACACAAGCGAACUGCAGGACCGUCUGCAGCACAUACAGCACUUUACAAACCAGCUGGCCAAGGAGACCAACAAGCACCUGAAAGACCUGGGCUCCGUCUCACUAUCUUCAGCACCUUCAGAGCAGAGGCAACAGAAGAUCCAGAAGGACCGGCUGAUGAAUGAAUUCUCCGCUGCCCUCAACAACUUCCAGGCCGUACAGCGCCAGGCAGCACAGAAGGAGAAGGAGUCUGUGGCCAGAGCCAGAGGUGGUUCCCGUCUCUCUGCUGAAGAUGGUGCCUCUGAGGAACAGCUCGUGUCUUUUGAUAACCAAGAAGAUUGGGGUCAGACAACCACACAGACGACAGAGGAGGCCAUAACAGAAGAGGACUUGGAGCUUAUCAAGGAGAGAGAGACCAACAUCAGACAGCUGGAGUCGGACAUCUUGGAUGUGAACCAGAUCUUCAAGGAUCUAGCAGUGAUGAUCCAUGAUCAGGGAGAGAUGAUUGACAGCAUAGAGGCCAACGUGGAGAGUGCUGAGGUCCACGUAGACCGAGGGACAGAACAGCUCCAGAGAGCCUCCUACUACCAGCAAAAGUCCCGUAAGAAGAUGUGCAUCUUGGCCAUGGUCUUGUCCAUAGUACUGACCAUACUAGGCAUCAUCAUCUGGCAAGCCACCAAAUGAGAAGAGAGACAGACAACCCUCCUCUCUUUCACAUCUUUAUUUAUUUAAUUCCCCCACCCAACCUGAAACACCAGCCCUGGAUAGAUCCCCACCCAACCUGAAACACCAGCCCGGGAUGGAUCUCCUCCAACCUGAAACACCAGCCCGGGAUUGAUCCCCACCAACCUGAAACAACAGCCCGGGAUGGAUCUCCUCCAACCUGAAACACCAGCCCGGGAUGGAUCUCCUCCAACCUGAAACACCAGCCCGGGAUGGAUGCCCGGAGCGAUGCCCAGCCAUCUCACUGUUGCCAGGGUCAGGGGAGUGGCAUCAGGGCGAAGGGAUGGGUCUGGGAUAUGUAACCUGACACUCCCUACCUGAGCUCAAGGCCUCCAGCUAAACUCCUGUCUCAUUUACCCUGAGACAAGGCAGUAGUAUUUCUAUUCAAAUGAAGGAGAGUAUUGGAGUAAAAUGGGGCAGGAGAGUGUGGAUUAAUAUAAAAAUAUUCUGUUUAAUUCUACUUGUGAUAUUUACUACACUAACAUUCAUUGUAUUUCCAAACACAUAAUACAUAAUUAUUGUUAUAUCAUUGUUGAUGAACUAUUAUAUAUCAAUUGGGGACGGACACCGAUAUGGGAAAGAAAAUAAAACUGUUGUUUUUGUAAAUUCAUCUCUGGGUUUUGUAGGGAGAUAAAUGAUUUUGGUAACCUGUACAUUUCCUGCACCUUUCUGGUAUGUAAAACAGUUUAGAGUGCCACACUCCAUUCAAGUUAUAGGAGAGGUUUCCUGAACACAGAUUGAGCCUCGAUGGCGAUUCUGCAUUGAGUUUGCAUUUUAGUCCAGGACUAGUCUUAAUCUGUGUCCGGGAAAACCACCCCAUAGUCCUUAUAUUGCUCAGGUGAGAUCAGGUUCUGAUAGUGAACCUUUUUGUUUUGUAACUUUUUGUUUUUUAUCCAACUGUCUACAUGAUAAUAACAAACUCUCUGGUCGUAAUAAACACAUUUAUUAACACUGUUGAAGAACAAACCUCUUAGCAGUUUUCAAAACACCGAUUUAAGCUUCAAAUUAUUUGUAAUUAUGUUUCCGGCACCUUGACCAACCAUCCGCUCAAUAAUUUUUUUUUUUUUAAUCAUCCCGCGGUUCAAAUCUAGUUUAUAAUCCUUGUCGUAGAUGGUGUUGACUGGAUACGAUGACCAUAGUUGUUGAUGUGCUGUAAAACAUAAUUUAUGACAGAUGUUCUCGUUAUGAUGCACAUUAUUUUUGGUUAUAUAUUACAAUCUUGGACUACAAACCCAUUAUAAUGACAAUAUUAUAUCUGUUAAUUGCAACCAUAGUUUUAAAAACAAAACAAAAGUAAUUGUCAACCUGUUUUAUUGAUAUCUAUGGCUUCUAUCAAUAUGCUUAAAUAAAAACUCUUAAAUACAA